AUGUCAUUGUCGAACCAACUUAACGCCUUUCUGGCUAUGCCGCCCUCUCUGCGACUCGCUGUGAUCGGGGCCCCUCCACGCAUACGACCAAGUCAGGCCAGACUUGCUUUGAAGGCUUAUAGAUCUACUGCCGCUUGGAAUUACGAUGAAGCCGCUGCAUUCUAUAUACCCGAUUCCCGACAAGGUCGCGUCGACAAUGUCUCGCUCGAAACACUUUGCAAAACAUCUCACAUGCGAUCAACUCCCGAUGAGCCUCUCCUCUCCGGACUAAGUACCCUAUUCACUAGGAACCCGGCCACAUUCCAAUAUGGAGAGACAGAUUUCUACAAGCUCAAGAAGAAUACACUCAUCCCUGAAGUUUGUGUCCUCGGCCGAUCUAAUGUUGGCAAGUCGUCUUUCGUCAAUGCUCUUGCUGGCCGAAGUCAACGAAGUCAAAACUCGCUGGCGCGUAUUAGCAAGCACGCUGGAAAAACUAGAGAGAUGAAUACAUACGGAUUUGGACCGGCACCGCUGCCGAAAGACAUUGCCGCGUGGACUGCCGAACUUAAAGGCAAAGAGGAUAUCCCAACUCAUACCUUUUAUCUUGUGGAUAUGCCUGGAUACGGACACGCCUCUUUGGAAGACUGGGGACGUAAUAUUACCCUAUACCUGACCAAGAGGAUAGGCGUAAAAGGAGCCAUAAUCUUAAUCGAUGCUGAAGUUGGGCCCAAGGAGCUGGACUUACAGUGUUUACAAUUAUUGAGCUCUGUCAAUAUGAGAACUUCCAUCGUUCUCACCAAGGCGGAUAAGGUUAAAGGUGGCCUACUCGCCUUGGGUGAUUUAUGUGCCAAGUUACGGGACAAUAUUCUCGACAUUGAAAAGUCACAAGAGAAUUAUAAUUGGAAUUUAGACAGAGAUGUGUUUGUCACUGCUCUUGGUGCGAGAGAUGCUGCUGUUAUACAUUCAACAGCAUUGCAUGCGAGAUUUGCUGUGGCUCGUUUAGCCGGCUUGAUAGAAACUAACCGACCGGACUCGGAAAAAAACGAGAAGUGGUCUGGCAAAGUUAUCUCGUUUGAAGACCUACAGUAUGCGCCAAAGGAUUCCUUGCCCAAGAAGGUAGAUAACUCCGAAUCUUCUAAACUAGAAUGGGCUGCGGGAAGGGGGCAUGAGGCUCGUCAUGGAAUCACAUCAGGUAUUUUUAGCUCCUUACAUUCGAGGAUUAUCACCCAACCCCAGGCUCGAAGCUUCCACAGCGACAGCUGUAGGAUGAAAGACCCACGCAAUAUGGAACCAGAUUCACAGGAGAUGGUUGAUAUCCUAGAUGAGUUCAUGAAAAAGAUCAGGGCUACGAACACGACCAGCAGCUAUGUUCGAAAUAUGCGGCGGAAGAAUGAUAGACGUCUACCUCCUGCACCGGAAAAACGCAACAUCCUCGGCAGACAGGAUGAAAAACUGCAUAAUAUCCUGAAGAAGCGCUUCCCUGAAGAUGUAGCUAGGUCAGAAAAGAUACGCGAGAAGAGGUUGACAGGGAGGAACCCACAGGGAGGACGGGAACAAAAAGCCAAUGAAGAAGAAUGGCCCACUGACUUUCCUUCAUCGAGGGGCAAAAGUGGGAAACAGAAAAAUGAACUUAUGACUCCAGACGCAUUUAAGGCUCUAGUAACGCAACCGGAAUCGAAAAAUAUCACGCCACCAUCUUCAGGACAAACUAAUAAGAAGAAGCAAAAAGGCCAGAAUAACCCCGGUAAGAAACAAUCAAAACAAAAAGAGAAAGUGGUGGUGGACGAGUUUGAAGCCAAAUUUGCCAAGGCAUUUUCAGGAAAAUUCUAG
Messenger RNA from Daldinia childiae, 1809 nucleotides. RefSeq names its product putative GTP-binding protein EngB. Gene Ontology annotation, cellular component: mitochondrion. Gene Ontology annotation, molecular function: GTP binding. The transcript has a single exon. The record is from RefSeq and is a predicted model, not a curated record. The coding region runs from base 1 to 1809 and encodes 602 amino acids. Lineage: Eukaryota; Fungi; Ascomycota; Sordariomycetes; Xylariales; Hypoxylaceae.